Molecule: messenger RNA, 1829 nt
Organism: Neodiprion fabricii
Lineage: Eukaryota; Metazoa; Arthropoda; Insecta; Hymenoptera; Diprionidae
Product: DNA-3-methyladenine glycosylase-like
Exons: 6
Coding region: 376-1383 (335 amino acids)
Biological process (GO): base-excision repair
Molecular function (GO): alkylbase DNA N-glycosylase activity; DNA binding
Source: RefSeq, a predicted model, not a curated record
CUACUGCACCGGCUCCACUUGCAUGUGCACCUGUUUCCAUGCACCUGUAGAAUAGUACAAAUUCCGCGAAUACGCCUAGCGGUAAAGACCCCAACUAUUUCAUUCAUUCUUUCGUUCGUCCGCACCACAGACGAAAAAUUGAUAGUAGAAAACAGAAGGCAAUGAAUCGUGGUUAGGGUUGUAACAAUAAAGAGCAUGAGAACUGUCGGAUGAGAAUUUUUGUAUUACCAAGAAAGAGAUUCAUGUCGCCUCGUCUUUCAGAGGUGUGCUACUGGUUUAUCCUCAAGUCAGGAAGCUGCGGUUAUAGACUCUGGUGAUACCAAUUGCUCGUCAGCGAAUUCAGAUCAGUCAAUAUUAUCAUCUGGUACAAGCGACAUGACUCCAAAAAAAAUUAGACUCGCCACCAAAGUUCAGAAUCUCGUGAGAAAUAGAAAACAGCUUGAAGCAGAAAAUGGCAUAGCACUGGAGUCUGAUGUACCCAAGGCUGCAUCUAAGACGAGCACUACGAUGGAUAUAGCAAAGGGAAAGGCGAAGUUAAACUUGGGAAGCCUGCUGCCUAAAGGAACGGAGCCUGAUAAACUAAAAUCUAAUAAACGUCCGCUGCGGGCAGUCGUGGAUAUGGAAAUGAUGAAAAGUGAACUGAAGCAGCGUCAAGAUCCACCCACAACUCCGGAGGAACAGCUUUUGUCCGCCAACCGACUUGGUUUCGAAUUUUUCGACGUCCCAAGUGAGACGCUGGCGAAAAAUCUUCUAGGGAAGAUUCUGGUGAGACGACUGGAGAACGGCACCAUUUUGAAGGGCAAAAUAGUCGAGACCGAGGCGUACCUUGGUGGCGAAGACCGGGCGUCGCAGACCUACAGGAACAAAAUCACCCCCCGUAACGUCCCCAUGUACAUGCCACCCGGAACGAUUUACGUCUAUCUGACGUACGGCAUGUAUCACUGCUUCAACAUAUCCUCCAAAGGUGACGGAAGCGGCGUGCUAAUCAGAGCGCUGGCGCCUAUCGAGGGAAUGGACCAGAUGGCAGAGUUUAGAAAUUUGCCACUACCAGGUUCGAAGUCGAAGCAAGGCGUCGACAGGGCAAAAAAAUUGGCAAAGAACUUCAAAGUUCACGAGCUCAGCAAUGGUCCGUCAAAAUUUUGCAUAGCGUUCGCGCUCAGUAGAGAUCACACAAAGUAUUCAGCAUGCGAAUGGCGAGGGCUGUGGAUCGAAGAUGGCGAAGAAAACGAAGGUGAUGGCGUCAUCGAAAUAGUAAAGUGCCCGAGAAUCGGUAUCGACAGCGCUGGUCCCGAGUGGGCAAUGAAACCUCUGAGAUUUUACGUGCUCGGCGAUCGGUCUGUUAGCAAAGUAGAUAAAAAAAUUGAAGCAGAACUCAGAAUGUAGUUUCUAGUGGCAAGAUUAUUUAUUCUUUUUGUACUACUCAGAAUCGCCCACCAAUUCCGUCGCGCGCGUCAAUUAUUCGGAAUCUCGACACUGAUUAUAGGUGUAAUACUAUUAUUAUGUAAUAAUUUGCGGCCGAUAGUAAUUCCCGCACUCUGUUAAAUCCCACGCCCGCAUAUGCCAAAACAGUAUUACCUUUUUUUGAGGCAAAUUUCCGUAAAAUGCAUAUGUGUAAAUGAUAAACUAAUAUUUGUGAUAAAUGUCGUAUGUUUUAUAAAAAAAUAUUGUUUUUGAAUUCAUUUUUAGGCUCUUGUCUUUACGUCCCUACUCGGAUCUUUAUUGCUGCUGUGAACAAUCCUAUACAAAUAACAAGCCAGUGAUCAGAAGCUUUGUUGUUCAAAUACACUGACCUGCUCUUCAUUUCGAUUCCAAUCUCGCUUCGGAGUAUU